Ectocarpus sp. CCAP 1310/34 is the source of this 1516-nucleotide messenger RNA. The record is from the annotation of a GenBank genome assembly. Lineage: Eukaryota; Phaeophyceae; Ectocarpales; Ectocarpaceae.
CCUCCCUGAUGGUGGAAGACCAGCGCGUUGGCGAGAGCGGCGAUCUAUGUCCGAACAGCACAACGGUUAAAUUUUGUUACUAAGAUGACAUCUGAUGAUGCCUCGUCCAAAGAGAUCCUUUGCUACGGGUUCAACCAGGAUGCCACAUGCUUGGCUGUCGGGUUGCGCACAGGCUACCGCAUCUACACGUGCCGACCAUUCGCGCAGUGCUUCGCCAUGACCGACGGAGGUAUUGGGCGAGCGGAGAUGCUGUUUAGCUCCAGCCUGGUUGCCCUUGUCGGCAGUGGGGACAGGCCUGCUUUUAGCCCGCGUCGGCUCUGCCUAUGGAACACGAAAAAGGACCACUCCAUCUGCGAGGUCAACUUCCUUACGGCCGUGCUAGCUGUCAAGCUCAACCGCAAGCGCGUCGCGGUAUGCCUCAAGACAGCCCUGCACGUGUUCGAUAUAUCGGACAUGAAGUGCCUCAGGACUCUCGAGACGGCGCCCAACCCGCACGGAGUCAUGGACCUCUCGCCUAACGAGGAAAACUGUCACCUAGCGUUCCCUGAUGGGGCUAAGGCCGGGAGUUCCGGCGGGGGCGGAGAGGUUAUCUUGUACAAUGCUCUGGACCUGAAGGUCCUGAACAAAGUGGUGGCCUGUCGGAGUCGAGUCGUGGCGGUCAGCUUCAGCAGAGACGGCAAGCUGCUUGCCACUGCGUCUGAGCAAGGCACAGUAAUCCGCAUAUUCACGGUCCCCGCUGCAGUGAAGUUGUACACCCUGCGAAGGGGCACCACGAGCUGCGACAUCUACUCCAUGUCCUUCAACGCAGCCGCCACGCGCCUCGCCGUGUCGAGCUCCACCCGCACAAUCCACAUCUUCGACGUGUCCGCCGGGGGCGCAGCGGGGGGCGCAGCGGGCCGCCGAUCUAACAGCAGCCCGCGACAAGGGGGCAAUAGCGGCGGCGGGGAGCAAGAAGGGGACGUAGAUAACGGCGGCGGCGCAAAUAAGAACGGUUCACGCCCCGGGGGGGCAUCAGACGGCAACGACGCCAGCAGCAGCAACAGCAGCAGCAGCAGCGGGCUCGCAAGCGGGUUUCGGUCCAUGGUCGGGAUGCUCCCCAACAGGGUGACGAAGAGAAUGCAGGACUACGUAGAUUGCGAGCGGUCGUUCGCGAGCGUCCGCCUCAGAGGGAGCGCCGGCCGCAGCAUCUGCGCGCUCAUCCCCGCCGGCGACAGCGGGGUAUGGACCGGCAAGGGCGGGGGGGGGGAGCACGAGGGCGGCGGGCAAGGCGAGGACGAAGAGGUGGCCCGCGAAAUCUUGCUAGUGGUAACGAACGAGGGCAUUCUCUACUCGUAUGUCGUGGACACGGUUAACGGGGGCGAGUGCCGCUUGGACGAGGCCUCUUCGCUGCUGAUGGACCCCAGCGCCAGCCAGGAGAUCGGGUCCGAGUUGUUCGUGCCGGAGCGACACGCCCCGCCCGUGCUCGCCGGACAAAGUUAGCCGGAGAUUUUGGAAGGGUCGGAAGGGGGGGGUCGGA